Molecule: messenger RNA, 261 nt
Organism: Prunus armeniaca (apricot)
Lineage: Eukaryota; Viridiplantae; Streptophyta; Magnoliopsida; Rosales; Rosaceae
Source: the annotation of a GenBank genome assembly
AUGGGGGCUCCUGUGAAUCUGAGGAGACACCAGACCCUUGAUGAUAUGAAAAGAGCAUCAACAACAUUUUCUGACAGCAGGCCGAACUGUUUGGAUGAUUGUGAUGAAGAUGCUCAUGCUGCCUCAAAAUUCAACCAAGAGUCUGCUUCACAUGCAGAGCAUAUGCAGCAGAUUUGGGAAUCAAAGGAAGGUAGGAGAAUAGUUUUUGACAGACCAAACUUUGAAGAGAGCCAGAAAUCCAGCACCUUCUGUAUCAAAUAA